UUCAAACAAAAUGCAGCAACUCGGGUUCGGCUACCGAUAACUGUUUUUCUUAAUCCUGUUUUUUCCUGUUAAAACUGUUGUUAAUAAUUUGUUCUUGUUUUAAAUUGUUCGUUAAGUACGCGUGAAACUAUGUGGUUUCUUAAACACCUUGAAAAUGGCACAUUUUACUACAUUCGGCCGGAGCUUUCGAAACACACGGUUAGCCGCUCCGUGGGGGACCUGAUCAUCCAGGGGGACCCUUCGAUAAGCCGAAACCAUGCCUUCCUGUAUCCGGAAGCCGAUGCACUGAAGGUGGUCGAUGCCGGCUCCCGGUACGGAACGUUUCUCAACGAAUGCAUCGAACAGGAACGUGACCCGAUUGCCAAGGAUAAACCGACCCCGCUGAAAGUUCAGGAUCGCAUAAGGUUUGGUAAAUGUCAGAGUUUGUGGGUAGUGCAGCGUGCCAGCUUCAAUUGUAUCACUUCGACCAUUUCGGUUGACGGAGAGCUGAAAGGUGCUUUACAGAAAUUAGGUGGACGAGUUUUGGACAGCUUUCAGGAGAAAGCUACCAAUUAUUUGAUCAUGAAGACCAUUACUACAACACCGAAGCUACUGAUGUGCCUGAUAGCGCAGGUUCCAGUGGUGAAGCCUGAAUUUUUCGGAGCUUGUAUUCAGGCUAUUGAAAGUGGUUCUGAACUGCCGAACUACGAAAAGUUUAUUCCUGAAUUCACAGAGGCCUACGUUCGAAGCGAUGGCAUUUCCUUCAAAUGUGUUGCUGCUAGGGAAACUUUGUUCAAGGGAAAGGUAUUCGUUUUUAUCAAAUCGAAACAUAUGACCCAGUACGAAGGUAUUAUUAAGCAAGCUGGAGGAUCUUGUCUCUGCGCUCAGAAGCGAAAAAUUGCGAAAGCUUUCUUCACAGAGCCACACGUAAUAGUUAUGCAGGCAAUUUCGGACUCGUUUUCACAAACGUCUUCCCAAGCUGUGGACGGCUUGACUCAGAUUGUUUGCAAUUCGGGUAGACGGUUGAUUCCCGAUGCAGAAAUUGGAUUGGCCGUUUUGCAUUGUUCCCUGGAAAAGUAUUGUAACCCUCUGUACAAAUUUACCAAUGUUCUUGACCUAGAAACCAUUCCAUUUACCCAAGGACCAGCUCUCGCCAAGGAUAGUGAGGAUUUGUCAAAGAAGACGCAAGCUCAGCUAAAAGAGAACAUCUCAAUUCCGGAAACUGAAUCUAGAGAUUGUUCUCAAGCUAUUGAUGUUUGCGAUAGUCCCGAUAAAGAGUCAGUAUGCACUGACGUUGCUUUUAAAAUGCCGGAGAUUGUUCCUGUCGAACGGACGAAUACAGAAGGUAAACGAGGAAAACGGAAAUGUACAGAACCGGUGACAAGUCCACCGGAUGUCAAAAAAACUCGGUCAAAGAUCGUGGAUGAACCACGUCAAACUUCACCAACAGCGGAAAAAGUAUCUAGUCAAUCCGAAGUUGAUGAAAAAGCUUCUAACCAACCACUGCCUUCGCGAGCUUCAAACAGUUUCGGUUUUAUGUCUGUUGAUCGUGAGGCGGCAGAACAGGAAGAACGAUUCCAGAAAAGCCAGAAAGCUAAACGGCCAGUCAAUCUGAUGCUCGAUGAUGGCGAUGACGAUCUGUUCAACUUUGAAGAAGCUCUGCCCAAACGAGCUAAACGUCAACCAACUUUGACCGAAUCAUUCAGUGCUACACAGUCCCAACAGACUCGAAAAACUCGAAAUGUUGACAAACAAUCUACCGACGAUGAUCUGUUUGCAUUCGAUGGUGCUCCCUCUCGAAGGACCAAUCGUAGGGGCAAUCUAACUUCUGCGGAAGAAAACGCUCAAAGUUCCAGUUUAGUUCCCAACAAUGACACCGAAAAGCUAAACGCAAUCACAACUAAUGCCACAACAGCAGAUUAUAAAACCUUCAUAAAACCGGUACACAUUCCAGCUGACGGUUGGCUGUCGGCCUCUUUUGCCGAUCUCAAAGUGAAGUCUCAAGCGGAUGACAACGGCGAUGAAACGAUUAUGCACAUCAAGAAAGAGGACCCCGAUUGCGAUGAAAAGACUCGGGUCUGGAUAGACGGAAUGGAAUCGAUGUUUCAGGUACGUGUCAAGUGCAUGUCCUUGGUCUCCCACAGACCGGUGCCAAUGAAUGACAGCAGCUUCUUUUCGACUCGUACUAAUUCGAACGUUUCCAAUGGAUCCAAGAUUGGCGGAAACAACUUCAAAGCUUUUGUCAAGUUCCAUUUUCGCGUUUCCUCUUCCAGAAAAUAAACUAUAAACCACAACAAACCAUAGUCAAGACCAAAUCCGUGUGCGUGCUGGACAACACCCAAGAUGACUUCUUCUAGUCGUUGAAAAGGGAUAUCGGAAGAUACUGACCAUAUAAAUAACCAUGUAUUAGUUCUACUGUAAUAAACUUUACGUUCUCAUUUA
This is a messenger RNA of Uranotaenia lowii, 2421 nucleotides long. Its product is annotated as nibrin. The record is from RefSeq and is a predicted model, not a curated record. The transcript is spliced from 3 exons. Gene Ontology annotation, biological process: double-strand break repair via homologous recombination; mitotic G2 DNA damage checkpoint signaling. Gene Ontology annotation, molecular function: protein binding; damaged DNA binding. The coding region runs from base 130 to 2259 and encodes 709 amino acids. Gene Ontology annotation, cellular component: Mre11 complex. Lineage: Eukaryota; Metazoa; Arthropoda; Insecta; Diptera; Culicidae.